UCUCGUCCUCAGUCCUGCUGAUCUAACGGCGCACAGCCUCAGAGACGCGGUGGGGGAGCUCAGAACGUUUUGAUCACUCUUCCUCCUCCAAGGCGAACAGUCGACGCUUGUUUUGUUGUUGUUGUUCUUCUGGAUGUUUCUGCUCUGAACGCGUUAAUCUUCAUCGGGAUUCGGAGUUCCAGCCAGACUUCGAGGUGUUCGUCUUCUCUAACUUUAAACUUGCCUCUCCAAGAUGAGCGUCGCUAUGCGGGCGGCGGACGGCUGCUUCCUGUCCGCCUUGCAACCCAACUCGUCCCGCACGUCCUACGGCGUCCCGUCCGACAUGCAGAUCUCCGACGGGCCGUACGGGGGGGACGCCGCGGGGACCCGGGCCCGCAGGGUGCAGGAGCAGGUCCGCAUGCGACUGGCUGAGAAAAAGUGCUCGUCCAUCCCUCGACUGAACGGCUCAACAGAUUUCUGCCCGCCGCCCGUGAGGUGCUACACUGCCAACCAUGGCUUCAGCUCGCGCUCCCUGACGCUCACGCCCAGCCGCGUGCUCUCGGUGGCCACCGCCCCCCUCCCCUCGGCCUGCUUCUCCUCCCGCUCGGCCGUGGAGACGGACCACGGCCGCUUCAGGAUCAGCCAGGGCAGCUCCACCCUCAGGACCGGGGGGGCCCAGGGGGGCUGCCUCACCGGGGGGGUCGAGGCGGGUUACACCAUCGGGGGGGCCCCGUGGCCCCGCAACCGCCGCUCCAAGUCCCUGUGCCAGGAGGACAUGGAGGACAUCCAGGUGGUGGUGGGCCAGCUCCCAAGCGGCGCCCCCCACCAGGCACAAGACGGCUGGGGGGGCGGGAUGCGGCGCAGCCUCAGUGGGACCCUGGCCCGGGCGGGGGGCGGGGCCAGCUGGCAGGACGAGCUGGCCUUCCAGCAGACCUACAAGGGCCCCUCCCACCGCACCAUCAGCCGCAUCACCAACCGCCAGCAGCAGCAGCAGACCCAGAGUCACCACCAGCAGACCCAGCACCACCACCAGCAGCAGCAGACCCAGAGUCACCCCGCUAAAUGCUGGGUCCCAGAGGGCUGGGCCGGGACGGGCAGCCGGCCCGGGACGGGAAGCCGGCCCGGGACGGGCACCGUGUCCGGGGGCCGCUGGGGGGCCCAGCAGCAGCAGCAGUAUGGGGCGGGGGCCGGGGGGGGAUACCAGGAGCCCCUGUACCGGGCCGCCUCGUUGCACAGCGUGCGGAGCGUGGGGCGGGGCGUGGACCUGCUGGACCGCGCCUCCAACCACAGCGUGGACAAGCUGGGAGGAAUGCAGAGUCUGAACGUCCCCACGGCCGUCCGCUAUCUCCUGGAGAGCGACCCGGCCAUCCAGGUGCAGGGGGCCGCCUACAUCCAGCACCAGUGUUACCAUAGCAACGAGGCCAAGAACCAGGUGCGGACUCUGAGCGUCCCGGCUCUGGUCCAUCUGUUCUCCAGUGAGAACCAGGAGGUGCAGCGCUUUGCGUCGGGCGCCGCCCGCAACCUCAUCUACGAGAACGCCGACAACAAGGCGGCGCUGAUCGCGGCGGGGGGCGUGGCUAAGCUGGUGCACGCCCUGAGGGAGCCCGACGAGGAGCUGCGGAAGAACGUCACGGGCAUCCUGUGGAACCUGUCCUCCAAGGAGAACCUGAAGGAGAAGCUGUCCCGCGAGGCGCUGCCGGAGCUGACGGAGCGCGUGCUGGUGCCGCUGUGCUGCGCGCAGGACGCCGGCGCCAUCCUGCUCAGCCCCUCGGAGGAGGACGUCUUCUACAACGCCACCGGCUGCCUCAGAAACCUGAGCUCUGUGAAUGAGAGGACGAGGCAGAAGAUGAGGGAGAUGCGGGGGCUGGUGGACUCCCUGGUGGCCUACGUCAAGAACGCCCUGCAGGAGGACAACGCCAACGACAAGGGGGUGGAGAACACGAUGUGCAUCCUGAGGAACCUGUCCUACCAGCUGUACGCCGAGCUGCCCCACGCCACCCGCCAGCGCCUGGAGGGACCGUCACGCGCCAACGCCGCCGCCAAGGGCAGCCAGGCCAUCGGCUGCUUCCCCCUGCAGAGCAAGAAGCUCAAGGAGCUGGACCCCGAGAUGGCCUCCAUGUUCUCCGAGGUGUCGGGGAAGCCGCGGGGGGCCGAGUGGCUGUGGCACCCCCAGGUGGUGGCGCUGUACAAGGGCGUGCUGCAGAACAACACCUGCAGCUCUGUGACCCGCGAGGCGGCGCUGGGCGCUCUGCAGAACAUCACCGUCGGAGAGUCCCGGUGGCCCGGCGUGCUGAGCUACGUCAUCCUGGAGCAGGAGCGCAUGCUGCCGCUGCUGCUGGAGCUGCUGGACACACGCAGCGAGGAGGAGAUGAGGCCGCUGACCGGCCUGCUCCGCAACCUGGCCCGCCACGCCCGCGACAAGAGCCACAUGGCCAAGAGCUCGGUGAACGUUCUGGUGGCCAAGCUGCCGGCCGACGGCCACCAGAAGGACCCCGGCAGCGAGGUGGUGGUGAACCUCUGUGGCGCGCUCAACCAGCUGGUGACCGGCAGCUCGCUGGCCGCCCGCGACCUCACCUUCUUCGACGGCAUCCCCAAACUGCUGGCCAUCAAGACCUCGCAUGACAACAGGUAGGAGACCGUAGGGGACCUGCGGUCGCUAG
Messenger RNA from Gadus morhua (Atlantic cod), 2639 nucleotides. Its product is annotated as plakophilin-3-like. Gene Ontology annotation, biological process: cell-cell adhesion. NCBI's taxonomy places the organism in Eukaryota, Metazoa, Chordata, Actinopteri, Gadiformes, Gadidae. Gene Ontology annotation, cellular component: nucleus; plasma membrane; adherens junction. Gene Ontology annotation, molecular function: protein binding. The record is from RefSeq and is a predicted model, not a curated record.